AUGCGUUUUCUGGCCAUAAACUGUAACCCACCGGUCGAUAAAAAGUACCCACUUCUGAUUAGCAUUCCACGAAACUUGGACGUAGAAAACUGUACUGAGUAAGUUAUGACUUUUUACCUUACGACUGACCCUCAAGGCAGUAAAAAGUCUUGUCGUCUUUGCAAUUGUGAGGCAAUAAUAAUUGACGACAAAACUUUUUGGUUUUUUAAAAUUUUUUAUUGCAAAAUUAAUUUCAGCUCAUACAAGCUCAAAGUCAAAAUAGGCGAUUGCAUGUUUUACUUUGAAAUGUUCUGCGAUAUGCAUUACUGUAAGUUUUUAGUACUAUUUUUAAAAAUCUUGAAGGACAACUCAUAAUCUUAAAAAAUUUCAGUCUUUGAAGGCCACUUAGAAUAUACAAGAAGAAUUCAAUCAGAAGAUCAUGUUCACAUUGUAGUUAACCUGCAAUCAAUGGAUUGCUACGAGCAUGGGUUCAGAAACCUGUUAAAUCGGCCAUUUGACAUUGAAUUACAAAUGACUGAUUAUCAAUCCGGCUUCCUUUUUCAAGUUGUACGUUUUUACAGCAAGUUUUUAUAAAAAAAAUUUUUGCCAGUUUUUGCUUUGUAAAGAAAGUUCUUGCCAGUUUAUGUUUAGUGAAAAAAAAGUUUUUGAUAUACGUUUUGUAAAGAAAUUUCUUGCCAUUUUCUGAUCCGAAGCCUUUAGAUGGCCUUUUGUUAUUGUAAUUUCAAUUUUCAGCCGUUCCUGUACAUUGGCUAUGAUGAAGACACUGAAUAUUUUGAACUGAUACUGGUUCUGUAAGUUUUUUUUCGAAAAAAUCAAUUCUAAAAUCAAAAACUUUGAACGAAGCUAUAAUCAAGACUAAUAUAAAAGUUUUUAAUAUUAGUUUGUUCAUUUAAUUCUGUGCCCCAACCCCAACAAUUUGCUUUGAAGGAGUACAGAAUUAAGUGAACCACCUCAUACAAACUUUGGCAUGAUUUUUUGGAACUGCCAUGCCCUGCAUAAAUUUCUUUCAGAAUCAUCACCCUUCUGAUGCUCCUAAUCCCGGUAGUCGUAAUAGUGGCUUUGAAGAUUCGCAAACGGUCAAAACGAGCCAAACGAGAAAGCAAGUCAUCAGAACCGACUCCAGAUAGCCCUGAAGAAAAUAUCAAACCAGCUGAAAACAAAAUAGAAUCUAAAGAAGAGACCAAACCAGGGAAGGAAGUGGACGAACGGAUCACUGAAACGACAGAACAUUCGACCGUUAACACCGCUAAAACUACUGGAACUUAA
This is a messenger RNA of Bursaphelenchus okinawaensis, 1266 nucleotides long. The record is from the annotation of a GenBank genome assembly. Lineage: Eukaryota; Metazoa; Nematoda; Chromadorea; Rhabditida; Aphelenchoididae.